GUUCAAAUUGCUGUUAGUUGCUCGUGGUCUGACUCGGGACAAAGAACAACAAAAGUGCUCUCCAAAAACUUUUUUUUUAUUUUGUUCCUUUUCCGCCCGAACAAGAAAAUUGUCUGAUUGUCUCCCUCAAGAAUCGUGAUAAAAAUAUAAAAAAAUAUGUGAUAGAAAAGUUUUGAUAUUUGAAAAUAUUUCAAGUGAUCAAAGUUUGUCAAUAAAUAAAUUUUAAAUAACACUUCCAAUAAAAUUUAUCACAAAAAAUUUAAUUUAAACAAAAAUUUGUUGCAACAAUGUGUCUAAAGUUGAAUUUAUUGAGUCUAAUUGUUAUUAGCGUGCUACUUCUACAUGUGUGCCAUUCACAGGAUUUCGGAUACGACGGAGAUCACGGCCCAUCGCAUUGGGGAGAAGAAUUCGGCGAAUGUACGGGAAAGCAUCAGAGCCCGAUAAAUAUCGAUUCGGAGCACGUAACGAGGAAGGUAUUGCCGAAAUUGAAGCUGGCCAAUUUUCAUGAUAAGCCAAAGGAAAUGAGUAUCACCAAUAACGGGCAUACAGUGCAGUUAACGGUAAAUGUCGAGAAUAUGCCGUCUGUGAAGGGAGGUCCGCUAAAUGGCACCUAUCAUUUUGCUCAAUUGCACUUUCAUUGGGGCGACAAUGACACGUAUGGCAGCGAAGAUACCAUCGAAGGGCAUUCGUAUCCGAUGGAAUUGCAUGCAGUCUUCUUCAAAUCUGAUUAUUUGUCGGUUAAAAGUGCCUUAAAUCACGAAGAUGGACUGACGGUGUUGGCUUUCUUCUUUGAGAUAUCCGAAGAGGACAAUCCGCAUUACGAGGAAUUUACAACGCUCUUGGGAGAGAUUAUUGAGCCACGAACAAGUGCAGUUUUUAAAAAAUUGCCGUCGUUUGGGGAGUUGUUUGCUACGGAUUUUACGCAUUAUUAUACCUAUAAUGGAUCACUUACGACACCUCCAUGCAGCGAAGUCGUAACAUGGAUCGACUUUGCCAACCCAAUUCUCUUGUCUCAUAAUCAGCUCGAGACGUUCCGUCAUCUGAAAGACGAUCAUCAUAUGCCCUUAACGCACAACUUCCGUCCCGUUCAACCGUUGGGCGAUCGCGAAAUUUGGUUCAACAUUUUGCCGGAAGAGGAAGGCAAGGAUAUUGAUUUGUCGAAGCCUCAUACGCAUCCGCAUGACGAAGAGGAGGAACACGAAUUGGAUGAGAAUCGCGUCGGAAUGCGACCCGCGUACAGAAAAGAAGCGGAAGAAAGCGAAAAUAAUCAUCAUAAUCAUCACAAACACAAACACGGCAAGGGGGAAAGUAGUAGAAUUGGCACGAUGAAUUUGUUGCCAUUUGUGAUUUUGAGUGCCUUGACCUUUGUCUAAACAGUCGAAAAAUUGUGCUAUGAAUCGAAUUUACAAAGUUAACGAACAUCCAUUAAUUUAUUUUCAUUGUUCUCUGUUCACCUAACUAUCUUUUAAACCGUAGAUGUGUGUGAAAGAUUGAUCUAUUUUUAAGCAAGCAAAUUGUUUGUCUUACUUAUAUUUGGUAAUAAAAUAUUAAAUUUAAA
Culicoides brevitarsis is the source of this 1558-nucleotide messenger RNA. It is a transcript of the gene CAH2, whose product is annotated as putative carbonic anhydrase 3. Gene Ontology annotation, molecular function: zinc ion binding; carbonate dehydratase activity. The transcript is spliced from 6 exons. Bases 288 to 1373 code for a protein of 361 amino acids. Gene Ontology annotation, cellular component: plasma membrane. Gene Ontology annotation, biological process: one-carbon metabolic process. Lineage: Eukaryota; Metazoa; Arthropoda; Insecta; Diptera; Ceratopogonidae. The record is from RefSeq and is a predicted model, not a curated record.